AUGUCACGCACUUUCAGUCGUACGAUUGGCCGCGAGCGUGAGGAAGCCAUUUUAAACGAGACAGCCGAGACCAUCAAGGGGCUCUUUCGGGAUGGCGGGAACGUGGAAGGCUCCAUCGGCAUCUUGAGCGGCGGAAAACAGGCCUUUUUGAGCAUUGGCACUCGAGACACGAGCCCAUCGCGCCUUCCUCCCGACGACCACACCGUGUAUCUCAUUUCCUCCAUGACUAAGCCCAUCCUCGGCCUGGCCAUGGCAGUUCUGGUCAACGAUUCCCGGUACAACAUUAGUUUCGACACCACAGUCAAGGAGGUUCUGCCUCGCCUCGAGAGGAAAAGCUUCCUUUGCCACGCAAACCGCGAACUGACCGUCGGCGAUCUGCUGGACCACAACUCGGAAUUUCUGCGGACAACAAACCUGUGGGAAAGCCCCUGCGGCGCCGUGCCAUGGCAGACCGAGGAUCCCAUUGUGUCCCUGCUGGAGCAUCUUUCACCCAACGCCAAGUACAGCGAGCCAAGCAGCUUUGUCUAUGGGCGCAACUAUUCGAAUGAAUGUUUUGCCCUGGCCGCCGCCAUCAUUGAAAGGACGACCGGCAUGCCCUGGGCGCGGUUUGUCAAGGAGCGAGUGCUGCAGCCUCUGGACAUGUGGUUUACAUUUCCUGACGUUACCAGGGAGGAGCAGCAGUCUCAAGGGAACUUUGCAGGCACUUACUCUGUGAGGGUGGACGGCACUCUGCGGGAGCUGCGCGAGCAGAUCGGGGAAUAUAAGGACCUCUCGUACCAGACAAUCUACAAGUAUCUCGAGGGCUGGCCGCACGAGCCAGGAUCGAUCGAAGUCCUCCCCUCCCAGGCCUCCAGACAAACCAUUAUGGGCGCCGCCGCGGGAAUUAUGUCGUGUGUCUCGGACCUGCUCAUCUUUUACAAAAAGUUCCUAGCAAUAUACAACCUUGAUGAGCAGACAAGAAAGACAGCUGGCAACAAAUUAUCAGAGAUUGAGCGUGCCAUGCUCACCCAGCAGGACUACAUCUCCCGCAAGGCCACAAAUCUCACCUGUGUCUACGCCGGAGGAUGGAACAUAACCCACAUCCCCUGGGACCCGACAACCCCGGGAAUCCGCUGGCCCGGAGCAGACGGGGACAACGCCCGUCGACUCGAACUGGCCAUGACCGAGGGACUUGGCAGGGACUCUGUGUCUGCCGCCCGCGCCUGGCCCUUUUUCCAGCAACCAUCCCCAUCCCCAUCACCAGGGACCACCACCGAUAACAUUCAGAAUACAACAGCAUUGUACCACGGCGGCAACAUGACCGGCGCCACCUCCUUCUGCUUGUUGCACCCAUCAACAAACACCGCCGUCGUCGUGCUGUGCAACACGCGCGGCUAUUUGCUUGAUGCAGCCAACCUGGCGGGGAUGCUCCUUGCCGAUUGCCUCAUUUCAUCUGAUCCUCGUACAAGUACCGCAACUAGUACUCCAGUCAGCAUUGACGACAGUGACACAAACCGGCGCUGCGAGGCCGUCCGCCAAGUGUCACGUCACAUCCGCGCGGGCUACCUCACCGACGUGGUGCACUACGAGCAGGAACUGCACGACAACUGGCACGACCCUCUCGAGUCCGCGUCUGGGCGGGUGGUGGAUUUUGACACCCUCUGGGCCUGCGUGGGCAGGUAUCGGUUGUGUGAGGGGGUUUUUGCUGGCGUGCAGUUCUGCCGGUCCCAGCAUCCUGCUGAUGAUGAGAAUGGGGAUGGUGACGAUAGGAGGGUGCUGUGGUUCUGCAUGUACGAGACCGGGUUCAAGUAUCCCCUGCGCGUGAAAAGGGAUGCGCCCAGGCCGCACGAUCCUAAGCCUAAUAAGGGAGAGCUGACGGUGACGUUUGCCAUGCCCAUGAAGGACUUGAUUCCAUUGGGUGUGGGAGGGACAAAUCGGCUUGCGGUUGAAGACUUUGUGCUGGUUUUCAGGAAGAAGGAUGAGAGGGAGAGGUUUGGAGAGUUUAUGUGGAGGUUUGAUCGGUGUGGUGUGCCGGAGGGGAGUGGUGAUGUGGAUAUGGAUGCGCUUGCUUGGAAGCGGGUUGAGUAG
Messenger RNA from Canariomyces notabilis, 2067 nucleotides. Its product is annotated as beta-lactamase/transpeptidase-like protein. The transcript is spliced from 2 exons. The record is from RefSeq and is a predicted model, not a curated record. Lineage: Eukaryota; Fungi; Ascomycota; Sordariomycetes; Sordariales; Chaetomiaceae. Bases 1 to 2067 code for a protein of 688 amino acids.